This is a messenger RNA of Dromiciops gliroides (monito del monte), 552 nucleotides long. Its product is annotated as 40S ribosomal protein S20-like. Gene Ontology annotation, biological process: translation. Gene Ontology annotation, molecular function: structural constituent of ribosome. NCBI's taxonomy places the organism in Eukaryota, Metazoa, Chordata, Mammalia, Microbiotheria, Microbiotheriidae. The record is from RefSeq and is a predicted model, not a curated record. Gene Ontology annotation, cellular component: cytosolic small ribosomal subunit; ribosome.
AUGCUGGCAAAGAUCGAGCCCCAGGCUGUGCCAAAGAAGCAGGCCUGUGGAGCCUCAGCAUCAGCUGAAGCAGAAGCUACUUCUGGAACUCAGAUCACAGUCCAAAGAGGGGUUCUAGUGGUGGGGGGUGAGAUUUUAGGGGUCUUUGCUGGUGCUGAGGCAGAACUCUGUUGUGUUGUCUGUGCCAGGAACCAGGAAGCAGUCUUGAAUGACAAUCAGGGACAACUGUUGGAGCUUGAAGUGGCCAUUCACCAGCUCCAGAUCACUCUCACCAGCCACAAUGUGAAGUCACUCCAGAAGCUGUAUGCUGCUAGAGGAGCCAAAGAAAAGAACUUUAAAGUGAAGGGACCUGUGCGAAUGCCCACUAAGACACUUCAAAUUGCAACUAGAAAAAUGCCGUGUGGUGAAGGUUCUAAGACUUGGGAUUGGUUCCAGAUGAAAAUCCACAAACAUCUUAUUGAUUUGUACAGUCCUUAUGAAAUUGUGAAGCAGAUCACUUCUAUCAGCAUUGAACCAGGUGUAGAAGUUGAAGUCACCAUUGCAGAUGCCUAA